This is a messenger RNA of Eucalyptus grandis, 4032 nucleotides long. RefSeq lists its product as uncharacterized. The record is from RefSeq and is a predicted model, not a curated record. NCBI's taxonomy places the organism in Eukaryota, Viridiplantae, Streptophyta, Magnoliopsida, Myrtales, Myrtaceae. Gene Ontology annotation, biological process: protein ubiquitination. Bases 36 to 3200 code for a protein of 1054 amino acids. The transcript has 14 exons. Gene Ontology annotation, cellular component: CCR4-NOT complex. Gene Ontology annotation, molecular function: ubiquitin-protein transferase activity; RNA binding.
AGGAAAAGACCGGCGGCCAAAUCCGCCAUCAUCACAUGCACGCACAACAAGAGGCUUCGCUUCGUGGUUUCGCUCUCUCGCUCUCGCUCUCGUUCUCGCCGGGUCGCGCGUCUUCUCCGCCAUCCCGUCCCUCGCCGAAUCCUCUCCCCGCCGUCUCCUUCCCGCAUCCGGAUACCAUGUGCGACGAGGGAGAAAAGACCUGUCCUCUUUGUGCUGAGGAGAUGGAUUUGACGGAUCAGCAAUUGAAACCUUGCAAAUGUGGAUAUGAGAUAUGUGUUUGGUGUUGGCAUCACAUAAUGGACAUGGCAGAGAAGGAUGAAACAGAGGGGCGUUGCCCAGCAUGUCGAGCCCCUUAUGACAAGGAGAAGAUUGUAGGGACGGCUGCAAACUGUGAGAGAUUGGUGGCUGAAAUUAAUACAGAGAAAAAAAUGAAGUGUCAAAGGGCAAAGACAAAAUCUUCAGAGGGGAGAAAGCAAUUGGGUAGUGUUCGGGUGAUACAACGGAACCUUGUGUACAUAGUCGGCUUGCCUCUUAACUUAGCAGAUGAAGAUAUUCUUCAGCGGAGAGAAUACUUCAGUCAGUAUGGGAAGGUUCUUAAAGUAUCUAUGUCCCAGACAGCUACUGGUGCCAUUCAGCAGUUUCCAAACAACACCUGCAGUGUAUAUAUUACUUUCUCAAAAGAGGAGGAAGCAGUCCGUUGUAUUCAGUCUGUUCAUGGGUAUGUGUUGGAUGGUAGACCAUUAAGGGCAUGUUUUGGAACCACUAAGUACUGUCAUGCAUGGCUUAGAAAUGCGCCCUGCACCAACCCAGAUUGUCUCUAUCUGCAUGAGACUGGGUCUCAGGAGGAUAGCUUCACCAAGGAUGAAAUAAUUUCAGCAUACACAAGGACUAGGGUCCAGCAAAUGACAGGCAAUGGCUACUGUAUGCAAAGGCGCACUGGAAGUGUAUUGCCACCUCCAUUUGAUUAUAACUGUAACAGCACCUUGCCUUCUGCCACAAAACCAAAUAUCAAUAAUGCUUCAAAUAAUGCAGCAAACGUGAUUAAAGUUUCUCUACCAAAUGGAACCACUACUAGGUCGGCUACUCUUCCUGCUGCAGCUUCAUGGGGACAGCGUGCUCAAGCUGCAACUUCAGAAUGUUCUGAUAGACCAUACAAAGAGAAGUCUGCGAUGGCUAGUGGAGUAUCCAUAACUGUAGUAGGUGCAGAUACAGCUCAACAUUCUCCACCGCAUGGUGAUGGGGUGAAAAAGCCACCCUUGAAUGAUCAAAAUUGUAUAGCAGCUAAAAUUAUGUUGGGCUCAUCAAGUUGUUCAAAGCAGCACAAUUGUAUAGAGUCCGACCUCUCUUUGUCAGUUAAACCUGCUGCAGCAGAUGGGACUACGGCUACUGAUAUUACAGGUGGCAGGUUAUCCGAUUUAAUAAGUAGCAAGGAAGGUAGAAACAUUAGUAGCAUGCCCCAGAACACUGUAAAAUCUGCCAGGAGCACUUGUGAAUCAGCUAGUACUUAUGCAGAGAAAGAAGAACAUGCUCAAAUUAAUGGUAAGAAUAAGAAAUUGUGCUCUGACGUAUCAUCAUUAAGUGUGCAUGGAAAACUCCAGGGUGAAUCAUCAGGCAGUCCAGUGCCUACCUUUUGCAUCUCUGAUCCAGGAUGGAUUGUAUCAAUGGGGAAUCAGAGUAUACUGCAACAAUCAUGCGUGGAUAACUAUAAAGAGUCUUUGCCUUUGGCAGUGGUCAGCAAUGUUCCAUCCAACAGGGACAGGGAGGUCUUUUUUCCGACUGAUCGAUUGCCAACUAUGCAUUCUCAAGUUGAAGAAGAUGUAUUAUGUUUCAAUAAUCGAAGACUUGAAGAUCCAGAAGUCUUUGAUUAUUCAACUUCUUUCUCUACUUCUGGAAAUCUGUCUCAUGUGUCAAAUUGUUCCACAUCUCAUUCUUCACAGCAUAGUGAGGUGGUCAAUAUCAAUAAUUUAAGUGCCAGUUUAAUACCUGUAGAUAGUAAUAUGGAAGGAAGAAGUUCAGCAAUAUCUAGUCGAAACCUUGAAAAGAUGGUAAAUGAUCGUGCGGAUUUGGAUAGAACUUCUGAAGUUAGAGAGAGGCAAUUUGGAAUGUUGCAAGGCAAUGGAUCUAAAGUUGAGAUGCACAAUUCUUUAAAAGCAGGUGAAAGCAGUAUGAUCUCCAAUAUCUUGUCUCUGGAUCUUGAUUUGUGGAGUGACUCAUUGUCCUCACCUCAGCAUUUGGCUAAUCUUUUGGGUGAGUCAGACAAGCACGAAGGUUCUGUUAGAUCUUCGAGUUACCGAAAAGUUCAAAACAGCAACCAGUCCAGGUUCUCUUUUGCCAGACAAGAAGAAUCAAUUACUCAUGCAUUUGAUGUCAACCCACCUUUUACUAUCACUGAGCAGAUGCCUAGAAACAGAUCUCUUGAUGAAGAUUUUGGUAAAAAUUGUCGGUCAUACUCACAUAAUCCUGUGGUUGUUAAUGGGUCUCUUUCGAGAUUUGAGGAGGUAGGCAAUCGUGCUGCCUCUCAAUCAGUUCUCUCAUCUGGUUCAAGAUCUCAAAUUUCUGCUCCACCUGGUUUCUCUGUUCCCAAUAAAGCACCUCCACCAGGGUUUUCUUCUCAUGAGAGAACUGAUAGGAAUUUUGACACUUAUUUGGGGAACCAUUUGCCUGACAUCAACUUGUUGAGAAAUUCAUAUCAGACACAACCAAAUGCGAGUGUCAACAGUACAGGAGACAUUGAAUUCAUGGAUCCUGCUAUUUUAGCUGUUGGCAGAGGGACGAUUCAAGGUGGUUUCAAUAGCCCAUCAUUCGAUCUUGGGUCAUUAUCUCAACAACUGAAUACUUUGGACAGUGAUGCUGGACAUAAUUUAUUAAUGAAAAGAUCUUUUCCUGCACACUCGAAUUUAAGAUAUGAGACAAGUGCAGGUUAUGCUUCUCUUAAUAAUUCCUUUGACAUUGCUUCGAGGAUUUUUGAUCAGUCACAAAUGGGAAAUGUAUCAUCUUACACGCAGCUUUCUCUCCAAAGGAGUAUGUCCAAUGGCCGCUGGAGUGGUCGGAACACCAUUCCUGGUGGAGAUGGUGUGGUUAUGGCUGAGUUGCUUAGAAAUGAGAGGCUUGGAAUUAAUAAGAUCUGCGACAGUCUUGAGAAUCAGAAGUAUUGCAUGCCUAGUUCAGGGGAUCUGUGUAACAGAUCAUUUGGGAUGUGAUUUCCAUGAAGUGCAAUGUUUGCUGAUUGUUUGUGAGGGCUGUUGUUUAUCCAUUUUGUGCAAGAUAUUACCUUACUUGAGAUGGGACAGAAUCUUGACAGCUCUCACUGGGCCUAUUGAGGGAUAGAACUUUAGACAUUUGGCGGUCUUCAUGCUCGGCAGGUAAAUGUACGGCAUUUGCAUCAGAAUUAUUCUUUGAACCCAAUACUGUUGGAGUGUUGGGACUUAAAGCAUGCGGGCUUCUGAGGACUCGUGAUUUCUGCCAUAGUUUAUGUGCCAAACACGAAAGAUUAGCAGUGCAGUGCGCUGUGUAAUCAAACCUGGCUGGUUAGUUCACGUGUGCCCUUUGCUGAUCGCUGUUGAUAUAUGCAGACAUUGAUCUCAACCCUCUUGUCCCGGGUAACAAUUUAUGUGGGGCAACAAUGCAGCAGGAGAUAUCGAGUAGGAAAUGGACUGUGAGAAUGAAUGUUCUCUUUGGUGUUGGAUUGUUUGCUUCAGUCGGCCUCUUGAGCACUUCCCCUUGGCCUUCUUAUCACCAACAUCAGGAGGUAGUCUGGAUUUCUGAUGGUAGCUCAUGCCCAAGCUACGGUUUCUGUCUGCAGUCCUAGGGAGCGAUGCGUUGCUUUUCACUUAUUUGCAUUAGCUCCUUGUUAUACUAGUGGAACGGAUGGAAAUUCUUGUCAGUUUGUCCAUGUUUAUGUUAAAUUGAUUACCCCUGAAAUGGUGCAAGACCGAUUCAGUACCGGUUGAGUUCACUAUGUCAUGUUGCUGGCAUCACAUCGUUAAGACGUUUUCUUUGCUGAAAUAUAUCAUGGAAUCAUGUUUAAGACGA